AUGUCACACGUAUCAGUCAAACAUAAUAGUAGGUUAUCCGACCUAAUUGGGUAUAAACUAAGGGUCCUAACGGAGGAUGGAAGAGUGUAUAUCGGUCAGUUGAUGGCAUUUGAUAAACACAUGAAUGUUAUUUUGAGUGAUUGUGUGGAAGAAAGAAUAUCUAAACAAGAACAAUUGAAGUUGAGACAAAAUAAAACAGAUGGUAAUAUCAAAAUAGAGAAGCGGACAUUAGGUUUGGUAAUACUAAGAGGAGAACAUAUUUUGACGACCGUGGUACAAGAUAAACCACUCAUAUCAAAAAAAGAACGGUUGGUGAAAGAAAAACAGCAACAAAAGUCUUUGAAGAAACAACAAAAUAAAAAUAAGAAAGGAACGAAUGUUGGUAAAAUCACUAAACCAAACGAUUCUAAAUAUAAAGGGAAGAGCAAUAGUGGUGUACCUGCUCAAGCGAAAAAAUUUCAACCUCCACCAGGUUUUAAAUCUAAGUAG
Maudiozyma saulgeensis is the source of this 489-nucleotide messenger RNA. The record is from the annotation of a GenBank genome assembly. Lineage: Eukaryota; Fungi; Ascomycota; Saccharomycetes; Saccharomycetales; Saccharomycetaceae.